Penaeus monodon (black tiger shrimp) is the source of this 1087-nucleotide messenger RNA. Its product is annotated as red pigment-concentrating hormone. Gene Ontology annotation, molecular function: hormone activity. The record is from RefSeq and is a predicted model, not a curated record. The transcript has 3 exons. Gene Ontology annotation, cellular component: extracellular region. Lineage: Eukaryota; Metazoa; Arthropoda; Malacostraca; Decapoda; Penaeidae. Bases 131 to 412 code for a protein of 93 amino acids.
UCGGCCACACAUCCUUUCCUGCUACAUCAGCAACAGGUGAGCCGGAAGAACAGAAGCAACGCCCAUCUUCGCCACUGCCCCGGCCGCGUUCACAUCACCACCGCGCUACCUUCACCGCUCGCUCUCAGAUAUGGUUCGUGCCGUCGUAGCCACCCUGCUGGUCGUCCUCGUGGUCGCCUCCUGCGUGUCUGCACAGCUCAACUUCUCUCCCGGCUGGGGCAAGCGAGCAGCCGCAGGGGGAGAGGGCACCGGAAUGCACCCUCCCGCAGGAGCCGUGGUUCCUCCCCCCUCCUCCCUGGCAGGCGAAUCCUGCGGAACCAUCCCAGUCACAACCGUCAUGCACAUCUAUCGGCUCAUCAGGGCUGAGGCUACCCGCUUGGUGCAGUGCCAGGAUGAAGAAUACUUGGGCUAAGGUCCCCCUCCCUUUCCCCCCACUUCACAAUUCCCCCUCCAUGCCGUCACUUCCCCUUACCCCCCCCCCCACCCCACCUUCCAGAAGCCCGCGCGCUCUGAUGACGAAUUCACCUUCGUAUUGUUUUGAAGGAACACUGUGAUUGAAUCGAUUUUUAUGUCAUUUUUUCUCUCUAAUGUUUUACGUCGUCUUUAUUAUUAUCAUUGAUUCUUCCAAAUUUCCACUUUCUUUCCUUUUCUCUGCCUCUCUUCCUCUCUCUCCUUACUGCUUCGAUUCUGUUUCCACGAUUCCUUUUUCGGUAUUUGGGCGUUUUAUCAAUAACCAUCUACCGUUUCGUAAGACUUAGAGAGAGAAGAUAUAUACAAAUAUAUAUAUAUUAAGAACGUGAAAAAUACACUUACAACUCACAAAAUAUAUAUAGGUUGUAAUUUAUCCUUUAUGCAAGGCUGACUCACAAUAUAUAUAUCAUCUUCUCGCCAAAGAUUAUUACAUAAUUUAGACAAACACACAUACACUCUUUGACCCCACUGACCUUUGACCUGACUAAACGUUUCAAAGAAGCUCGUGGUGUUUCUGGAAGUGCUCACGAUAUUUCACUUUGUUUCGCUCUAGAAUCUUGAGGACUGGAAUAUCUAGAUCGGAAAUGUUGCAUCUUAAUAAAUAUGACCGUGUGGC